Molecule: messenger RNA, 3189 nt
Organism: Schistocerca americana (American grasshopper)
Lineage: Eukaryota; Metazoa; Arthropoda; Insecta; Orthoptera; Acrididae
Product: SH3 domain-containing protein 19
Exons: 7
Coding region: 274-1674 (466 amino acids)
Biological process (GO): plasma membrane tubulation; actin cortical patch localization; endocytosis
Cellular component (GO): actin cortical patch
Molecular function (GO): lipid binding; protein binding
Source: RefSeq, a predicted model, not a curated record
CACUGAUAGUGAUGCAAAGAGAUUGCUCAUUCGAGAACAAAUGAACGAUGCGGGUUGGGGGCAGGUGUGGUAGUUGUCUGUUUUUGUUGUAAAAUCAGUAUGCUGUUAAAUUAUAGUUUUACACGCAGAAAAGAUCGUGUACGGGUGUACAAAGUGUACAUUGUUGAUGUUUGUCAACGGAGGUGUACAAACGGAACGAGUCAACUGGAUUCGAGGAGUGUUUAGUGCCUUUUUUAAAAACUAAUUGGUCGACAAGAAGGCGUCAUUCAAAUAAUGAAUGUACCCGUGCGACCAGCACCUGCACCACCUGGCAAAGACAGACGAAAGAUUCAGGGAUCAUUUUUCGACUGGGACGAUGGAAAUGAUCCCUUUUUUGGCAGUCAACCAUCUACUUUUGUAUCAAAUCAGCUGACAACGGCCAAGAAGAAGCCACCACCUCGCCCACCACCACCGAAAUUUGAAAAUAAGAAGCAACAAAAACAGGUGUCGUCACAGGGACGUUUUGUCGGGUUGUUCACAAGAUACCAACGUACGAAUACCUCCAACAGGAGCAAGCCUAACAAUCAAAAGAAUCAUGCAACAUCAUUAUCAGGAAGCUGCCGACCAUAUUCUCCCUCGCCUACCAGCCGCUCAAGCAGUGAUGGUGUUAGUGUUAAUAGUUUCGGAAGCGAUGGCUCAUUUUCUAAUAACACAGCAAUUGGCGGUAAUGCUUCAAUAUUUGAAAGUGGUUUUGAAGAAGACUUUGAUUUCUGGCUUUCAACAUCUACAAAGCCACAAGCAAAUGAACAAAAUGAUCCUUGGAAAGUAACACAGCAAGACCCAUUCUCACCACCUCCGCAGACACCGCAACAGAUGGUACAUAGUGCGAGUUUCCCUGUACAGAAGUUGAACACUAGCUCCUGGUUUGAUGAGCUUAGUAAGCCAAUUCCACCAGCUCCUUCUACACUAAAAAGUGCACCCUUGUAUGGGUCAGUGCCGACUAUUAUCCGUCCUAAACCAAAUCGGUCUACACAGCCUCCAAAACUUGUACAAAAUGGAGCAACAGAGAAAAAAUUUCAAAGUCACUCACUGCAGCACGCAUUUUCGGCACUCACAUUGUCUGACACUUCUGUGAAGCUGAACACUCAAGAAACUGAAGAGACCAGUGAUUACGAGGACCAAGAUGACUGGGAACCACCGAUGCCUUCCAUUCCACCACCCCCGCCGCCACCUGAAGUUGUAGAAGAGCUGGCGAAAAUUGCACCACCAGUUCCACCUAAACCACUACCACAGAGUGUCAAUCAAAACAAACCACAUGGCGUAGCUUUGUUUGACUAUGACUCUCCCCAUCCAGAUGAUUUAUCAUUCAAGGAAAAUGAUGUUAUCAUAUUAAAGAGACGUAUAAAUGCUGACUGGUUGUAUGGACAACUUGGACAAAAGGAAGGCAUGUUUCCAUCAAAUUUCAUCAAUGUAAUUGUUCCACUGGAUAAUGAGGGUGACUUUCUAGUGAAAGCAUUGUACCAAUUCAUAGGGGAGACAUCAUCUGACUUGGAGUUUCCGGAAGGUGCUUUCAUUAAAGUCCUUAGCCGGAUAUCAGCAGACUGGUUGUAUGGUGAAUACGAGGGAAGGAGAGGUCAAUUUCCAGCAACAUAUGUUGAUCACAUUCCAUCUGGCCUGCCAGACUAUUUUAACUAAUGAUAUUUUUGCUAUUUUAUGUAAUAUACACCACUGAAUUUCAACUUCCAUUUAGAAUGAUCUCAUGUAGGCACUUUGAUAAUCUUCUAUCAAAAUUUAUAGCUUAAUUUUUUGAUGCAGUAUUUGUGAUGAAUGUCACAGGAUCAAAGCUUUAUAGUAUAUGAAGAUCUUUGAUAGUACUGAAAUCUUAAGACAACGAAGUGAUUUAUGUUAGGACUGUUUAGUAGUGUUGCUAAAAAUAUUUAGCUAAUGAUGAGUCUUUAACGUUUUUACAAGGCGCAUAGAGUAAUUUGCAGGAGAUCUUGUUGGUAAACAGUAACAAAUGGUGCUAAAGAACAUUAUCAUAUCAUGUAUAGUUUCUUUGUUUUGUUAUGAUUAAUAUAUUCUAGUAAAUUUAUUCUUAAAUUAUCCUUAUUACUGUAUUGCUGUCAUACAAGUUUUCAAUAUUACUUGCUAUAAGCAUUUGGAAUAUACCUGGAAAGCAAGAACUUUACCGUUUUAUCCAUUGUACAUCUUUCACCAAAACUACAGUUGUCGAACAAUUUGUGAGCUUUACAUCAUGUGUAUGAUAUAUCAGUAUUUCAGUUCAAGGUCAUUCAUGCAGUUAAUUUUGUUACUGAAACUAAGAGACUGUCUGGCCAUAACAGGGAUAAAUAUGUUAUUUUUGUACACAAAUCCCUUAAAAUUAUUAUAUUAAACUAUAUAUAAACUUUUUUUAAACAAUAUAAAACUUGUAACAGUGCAUUAUCAAAUUGUGAUAACUUCAUUUGCUAAAAUUAUCUGUAGAUUAAUUAAAACUCCAGAAAAAGAAAUAUAUUUAUGAAUUGUAAUAUAUUUUUGAAAAUUAUUGAUAUUUUUUAGAGUUAUCAUGGCACUUUUGCUACAUAAAGUUUUUGAUUAAUUGUGUGUUUGCCUGAUGAUUGCUGUGAAUUGAGUGACUGUACAAAAAGUGAAAAAAAAGUGCUAUAUUGAUCCUUACAUGUGGAUGAAUGUACAUUUCAGACGUGUGGAACCUAUACAUGUAUAUUCCAGCAAUAUUGGUGAUAUUGUAAGAUGAAUUAAAGGAAAUGUGUUUUGCAAAUUAUUUGGUGAAGGUUAUUAACCAACGAGGCUGUGCAGUUGAUCUGGGGCUGCUAAACUACUCAACUUUUGCUGUCAAACAAGUCACAUCAGUCAUGUAGUAGAAAUCUAUUCCAGUGACAGUUUUUUUUUUUUUUGUUUUUGCUGUUUCUGGUGUGUAUAGUAGCAGUUUUAGCUUUGUUGUAAAGUAUUACUAAUCAUUAAGUUAUUCUAUUGUAUAUAACAUGGUUAGUUGCUCAGUGUCAUAUGUUUGUUAGUAUGAUGAUCAUUAAUGUAAUUCACCUAUCAAACAGUGGAGUCCAGUAUGGAAUAACAGUGUUAUGAAAAGGAUAGAUUGCUACUCAGCACAUAGAGGAAGUGUUGAGUUGCAGGCAGGGACAAUGAAAAUACUGCUGAAAAUUUAAACUUUUGGACCAAAAAGCCCUUCUUCAGAAA